Messenger RNA from Arabidopsis lyrata subsp. lyrata, 1610 nucleotides. RefSeq names its product putative F-box/FBD/LRR-repeat protein At1g66300. Lineage: Eukaryota; Viridiplantae; Streptophyta; Magnoliopsida; Brassicales; Brassicaceae. Gene Ontology annotation, molecular function: protein binding. The transcript has 3 exons. The coding region runs from base 13 to 1380 and encodes 455 amino acids. The record is from RefSeq and is a predicted model, not a curated record.
UUUUGAAGGUACAUGGACGAAGACGGAGAGAAACGUGUUCGUACCAAACGAUCGUGUUCUCCUGAAUCUUUCGACAAAAGAUCUGGUGAUGAAGUUGAUUGGGUAAGCGAUUUGCCAGAUGCUUUGCUUUGUCAUGUUCUCUUGAAUCUUCCGACAAAAGAUGUGGUUAAGAAUUCUAUCUUAUCCACCAAAUGGAGAAAUCUCUGGAGGUAUGUUCCUGGUUUGGAAUUGGAUGGUCUUGAUUUUGCUGACUACAAUACUUUUGUGAGUUUUGUCGAUAAGUUUCUGAGUUUCACCAUGGAGUCGUGUUUUAAUAAGUUAAAGUUAAGUUUUUAUUGCAAUCUCGAGAAUGAGGAGACCGAUAAUGCUCAUGUGGCGCGGUGGAUCAACGCUGUUAUUAAACGGAAAAUUCAGCAUCUCGAUCUUGCGUGGGGUGCAGUGGAGAUACCUCCGAUACUCUACAGGUCUAAGAGCUUGGUCUCUUUAAAGCUUUGUUGUGUAAUCUUGCCAAAUCCUGAGUUUGUAUCUUUACUGUCUGUCAAAGUUAUGGUUCUAGAUUUGGUUAAGUUUGCCAAUGAUUUGGCUUUGGAAAUGCUUAUCUCAGGCUGCCUAGUUCUCGAAAGCUUAACUUUAUGCAGAAGUCACAAUGACAAUGUAAAAGUUUUACGUGUGAGCUCUCAGUCUCUAUUGAGUUUCACCUAUUACGGCCCCAAUACCAUGGGUCCUGAAAAUGAUGAACUAGUAGUGGAAAUUGAUGCUCCUAAGCUUGAGUAUCUCAAGCUCUCUCAUCGUUUAACUGCAAGUUUCAUAAUAAAGAAUCUGAGUUCUCUUGUAGAGGCAUAUAUCGAUAUUGAGUUCAACUUUUGUUUCCGAAAGAAGUUUGAUCCGAAGAAUCUACCAAAGAGAGAAAUGAUUCGUAAUUUUCUUGUCGGGAUCUCUGGUGUCCAAAAGAUGACCAUCGCUGCAUGUACUCUUGAGGUCAUUUAUGAUUACUCAAGAUGUGAACCACUGCCCUUAUUUCGUAACCUAUCUUCCUUGAGUAUUGAUUUCUACAUCCAUAAAUGGGAAAUAUUGCCGCUUUUUCUUGAGAGCUGCCCGAAUCUAAAAUCUCUUGCCGUGGGAUCUAAUACAUCUCGAAGGGAGGGAACUAGUAUUAUAUCUGCACCUCGGUGUCUCCUAUCAUCUCUCGAGUAUGUUAAUAUAGAAACGCCAUUGAGAGGAGAGGCCUUGGAGAUGAAACUAGUGAGUUACUUACUUGAGAACUCGCCAAUCCUCAAGAAACUCACUCUAUCUUUGGAUGAUUAUUCUAGAAAGAAAGUAGAAUGUGAACUCCUUACCAUUCCAAGACGCUCUAGCUCAUGCCAAUUUAUCGUUCUCUGAUCCUCGUUGACGAACAUACAAGGUUGUCUUUCUGUACUUUUAUUAAUGUUAUAAACUCUGUGUUUUCUUCUUCAUUGUGGUGACUUUGUUGUGUUGCAGAUCGUAAGAAGAUCAUAUGUUUGUUUUAAGUGUUUCAAUUGAACCAAAAAUGUAAUAAGGUUCGUGUAAGACCCAAAGAUUAAAGAUUCCAGAAACUCUUUAUUAAUGUGAACUAUAUGCUUUUUUAUUCA